AUGUCUGGUGUAGAAUUUGGGUCCUCUAUGAAAAAAGAAUGUUUCCAUUUUCAGGAAGGGUAUACUUUUGUUAAUCACGGUUCUUUUGGCGCAGUUCCUUUAGUAAUACAGGAGAAACAAAGAAGGCUUCUGGAUGAGUCAAAUAAAAAUCCCGAUAUAUUUUUCAGAAAAAGAGAAAAAAUGCUUUACUUGGAAGCCAGAGAUGUUGCUUCAAGAUUUUUAGGCGCUAAACCGGAAAAUUUAGUUUUUGUAACAAAUACAACGAAAGGUGUAAAUUGUGUUCUUCGAUCUCUGCCUUGGAAGAAAGGAGAUGGUAUUUUAACAACCAAUUUCACCUUUCCGGCCAAUAUCAAGGCUUGUCAAAGAUUGACUCAGUAUUCGGCUGGGGGACAUUUUUACCAAUUCGAGAUACGGCUUCCUAUUAGGCACGAAGCAGAAGUGGUGAGAAAUAUGACGUCAUAUCUCGACAAAUUCAGCAAUAUUCGAUUAAUUGAUCACAUAAGUAGUCCAACGGCUCUGGUAUUCCCUCUGAAAGAGAUGAUAGCUGAAUGCAGAAAAAGAAAUGUUCUCAUUUUAGUAGACGGAGCCCAUGCUUUAGGACAGAUAGCGGUGAAUCUUGAGGACCUAAGACCUGACUUCUACAUAGGGAACUUCUACAAAUGGUUAUAUUCACCUCGUGGGUGUGCUGUACUGUGGGUGGCAGGGGAACAUCAAACAUGGUGUACUCCGCUUGCAACAUCAGUUAUGUACAGGGAAGGCUUUCAGUUAGAGUUCAUGAUGCAAGGAACGCGUGACAAUAUACCUUAUUACUUAGUACCUGCCGCACUGAAGUUUUACAAGGAUAUUGGAGGAAUGGAGAAGAUAAACAGAUACACGGUGAACCUCCUGGAGAAGGCAUGUUUAUUAUUGGAGGAGAUAUUGGGUACAACAGGUGUGGGGAUCCCGGACUCCAUGAAAGCUCCGAGAAUUAGACUUGUCCCACUGCCGCAGUAUGAAGAAUACCAAGCUACAACUGAUGGAGCAAAACAACUAAAUCUAGAUAUAAUGGAGAAACAUAACGUUAUCUGUUUAGUGUGUGCUGUUCAGAAUCAGCUAUAUCUGAGACUAUCGGCAAAUAUCUACAACGAACUGUCAGAUUAUGAAAGAUUGGCAGAGGUUUUAUGUGAAUUAAGACGACCACGAAUCACAAAGAAAGCCAUAAUGUUAUGGAAAUCUAACCUGUAGUACCAGUAUAUUAUCUUUAUACAAUUAGAUAUAUAGAGGACAAUGUAUUGUAGUUG
Molecule: messenger RNA, 1280 nt
Organism: Saccostrea echinata
Lineage: Eukaryota; Metazoa; Mollusca; Bivalvia; Ostreida; Ostreidae
Exons: 7
Coding region: 1-1224 (407 amino acids)
Source: RefSeq, a predicted model, not a curated record